AUGAUAAUAAUUAUUAUUAUUUUACUUCUAUUAUUAUAUCAUAUAUGGAAUAAGAACAAGAAUUAUAUUAUUAAUUUUUAUUACAUAAAUUCUUUUAUAUGUUUUAAUAAAACGAAAAAAUAUAGAGACGUAAAAAAAGAAUUAGGAGAAUACGAUAAAUAUUACAGUGAUAAUUAA
Messenger RNA from Plasmodium adleri (nom. inval.), 177 nucleotides. RefSeq names its product conserved Plasmodium protein, unknown function. The transcript has a single exon. NCBI's taxonomy places the organism in Eukaryota, Apicomplexa, Aconoidasida, Haemosporida, Plasmodiidae. Bases 1 to 177 code for a protein of 58 amino acids. The record is from RefSeq and is a predicted model, not a curated record.